Messenger RNA from Oncorhynchus masou masou (cherry salmon), 797 nucleotides. RefSeq names its product cytochrome c oxidase assembly factor 8. The transcript has 5 exons. Gene Ontology annotation, cellular component: mitochondrion. Bases 146 to 763 code for a protein of 205 amino acids. Gene Ontology annotation, biological process: intrinsic apoptotic signaling pathway. The record is from RefSeq and is a predicted model, not a curated record. Lineage: Eukaryota; Metazoa; Chordata; Actinopteri; Salmoniformes; Salmonidae.
AAAUACCGGAAGUACAUGGAACGUUUUCUGUCACGUGGUACCGUUGCAAGUUGGUCACAGACGAACUAAACAGUGGCUAUUUUCAUGUUACUUACGUCUAGAAUGUCGACGAUGCUGUAGAAUACAUUGUAGAAGAGGCCCUGAAAUGAGUGGCAAAACGACAGGAUAUUUUCUGCGGAGGUCACUAUGUCCUUGUAAUCUUUUAGGUCCAUUGCAUAUGCGGCGCAUAUCAGCGAACGCCAGUCGUCGGUGCAGUUCGAGUGAACCAACAAAGCAAGGGAACUCAGUGAAGAGAUCCCAGUUCAUCCCAGCUGCUGAAUCUAAGCAUGACUGGGUCGGUCCCCCUCACAGGCUGUCAAACCUGCGACCAAUCAUAUACCACAUCCCUGAGAAUGAGACGGAAUUGGAGAAGCAGCUUAGAACCUUGAGACAAGAGACGGAGGAUUGGAACCAUGCAUUCUGGACCAAUCAGAAUAUCACUUUCAACAAGGAGAAGGAUGCCUUCGUCCUCUCACAACUGAAGGAGAAAGGCUUGACUGAGAGAGAUGAGAAAGGAAGGAAAAGGGCUUUAAACAGUGAAGAAAUGGCAGUCUUUUACAAACAUUUCCUGGAUGAAAACUGCAUAAGACAUGCCAAUUACAAUAAGGAUUGGUACAGACGUAACUUCACAAUCACCUUGCUUAUGGGCAGAGUGGCUUUCCACAGUGUCUGGAGAACACUUGCUGAGAGAAGAGGCUGGAAGAAAGGCGGCCCUACCACAUGAUACUCCAUUAAAUACGUUAUCUUCUAUUCUCUCA